AUGGGGUCAUCAUGGAAGGCCACAGUCUUGCUAACAUGGCUUCUGGCUGCAGAAUCAGUACACGGCCUUCCGCAAUCGCAGCCUAUUGGCAGCGUUGCGGAAAGCAUCUUGGAGCAGACGGCUACAGAGCCUAGUACUGCUUUCAAGACUCAGUAUCCACCGUCAAAUUCUGAAGCGCGAGUGUUAAUUCCAGAGGCCUCGCCGAUCUACCGGAUUGCCCUCGAUACCGAGGGUCAUCCGGCCGAACCUCCUUUUCCGUCAACAAAUGUCAUCCGGGUUCUAGACGGCAUCGCGGACUUGUUGUCUCCCGACAAUUCGAGUGCCAAUUCUAGUCUAUCGGCUACAUCUGUACUUCCUGCCACAGCUCCGGCGACAGUCGCUUCUCCAACGGACGUACCGAGCCAAGGUGCAUCCACCAAUCUGCCUGGACCUUCCAACGAUUCAAUUGCCAAUUCUAGUCUAUCGGCUACAUCUGUACUUCCUGCCACAGCUCCGGCGACAGUCGCUUCUCCAACGGACGUACCGAGCCAAGGUGCAUCCACCAAUCUGCCUGGACCUUCCAACGAUUCAAUUGCCAAUUCUAGUCUAUCGGCUACAUCUGUACUUCCUGCCACAGCUCCGGCGACAGUCGCUUCUCCUACGAACGUACCGAGCCAAGGUGCAUCCACCAAUCUGCCUGGACCUUCCAACGAUUCAAUUGCCAAUUCUAGUCUAUCGGCUACAUCUGUACUUCCUGCCACAGCUCCGGCGACAGUCGCUUCUCCAACGGACGUACCGAGCCAAGGUGCAUCCACCGAUCUGCCUGGACCUCCAGACGAUCCUGAUUCCCCAUCUGAUAUGGACGACCAGGAUGUCUUCGAGCCAGUGGCCACUAAUGCGCCUCCUGCGAAUAUCAAGGCUCGUCACGAUCACCCGGUGAAGAAUCUCCAUGCCAAUACUUCUAAACCAAUUGAAACCAAUAAGUUCUACGCUGGACUAUUCCUUGGAACUCAGACAAAUGCUAGCUUCACACAGCCCUAUUCUCUCAGUUGGUCAAGAGGACAAGGUACCCUCAAGAGCUAUGGUGUUGGCGUCUCGCAUCUGGAAGCUAAGGUACUGGCAUUUGGUCCAAAAAACGAUAAACUCCCAGGUAGGCCUGUUGAGUACUACAUCAAUCCCGUGGGCCUUCAGCAUAUUGUUCUAUCGGCCACCGAGCUAGAUAAGAAGAGUGUCCUCGGCGUUGAGAAGCCCAGGGCUUUCUCCGCCCACGCUGUCUUGAAACGCUCUGCUAGUUCCGAUCAAAGCAUUACCUUCCCUGUUGUUCAAGGUAUGGGAUAUAUCACCGGUAUCUACAACCGUCUUCAACCCCUGAUCGAGAGCGGGGUUUUCUUCCGCAAGGUUGUCCGCGCUGGAUCGCCCAAGUCGGGAAUCUUCAAGUACCAGGUCGCUCUGGAAGAUGGCACACACUGGGUACUCUAUGUAACUCCCAACGAUGGAAAUGACCCCAACCUGAAAUUGGUUUCCAAGUCGAGCAUCCGUGGAACUCAUGGGUUCUCUGGUACUAUUCAGAUUGCCAAGAACCCUGCUGGCAAAUCGGGUGAGAAGUUCUACGACAACUCUGCUGGUGUGUAUCCCGUUUCAGGACACAUUACUGGCUCUGUGACUGGCGAUGCUGGCUCAUACAGCUUGGCUUGGACCAAAGCCGGAAAACACGCCCACAGAACACCCCUCAUCAUGUUCGCCUUGCCGCAUCACGUCGAAUCCUUUGACGACGGCACUGCCGCGCGUGUCACCAGCAUACACCUUCGGAGUACUACCAAGGGAAAUGCGACUGCCGUCAUUGGCGAUAGCUGGGCGAUGGUUGAGCCCGAUCUCCCGGUUGACAUGGGAUUUGCUCCUUGGUCAGCGACCUCAGGCAAUGUCCAUGCCUUAUCCCCUCAAGCCAAGAAAGCAAUUGUCGAGGUUGCUCCCUACGAACUGCAGCAGAACAUCUCCGAGCAGAGCAACCUGAACAGCAUGUAUUACAGCGGCAAAGCCCUAAGCAAGUUCGCAACUCUCGUCUGGACUGUUUCCCAACUUGGCGGUGAUUUGCAUGCAGCCAGCGAUGCCUUCAAGGAACUCAAGACCAGCUUUGCGCGCUUUGUGAAUAAUCAACAAGAGUACCCUCUCGCAUAUGACUCGGUCUGGAAGGGUGUUGUCUCGACAGCAGGAUACAAAGGCGAUUUGAACCAAGAUUUCGGCAAUACCGCGUACAACGAUCACCAUUUCCACUACGGCUACUUCAUCCAGGCUGCGGCGAUCAUUGGCUCUCUUGACUCCAGCUGGCUAGACCAGAACAAGGACUGGGUCAACAUGCUGGUCCGUGAUGCCGGCAAUUCAGUGGAGAAUGACCCGCAUUUCCCCUUCUCUCGUGCCUUUGACUGGUUCAACGGUCACUCUUGGGCCAAGGGCCUCUUCGAGUCCUACGAUGGCAAGGACGAGGAGUCCACUUCAGAAGACACCAUGUUUGCGUAUGCUGUGAAGAUGUGGGGUCGUACGAUCGGCGAUGCGAGUAUGGAGGCUCGCGGCAACUUGAUGCUGGGCAUCAUGCGCCGAUCUCUGGACAACUACUUUCUCAUGCGCAACAACAACAUCAACCAACCCUCCAAAUUUAUCGGAAACAAGGUCACCGGCAUUCUCUUUGAAAACAAGGUCGACCACACCACAUACUUCGGUAACAGCUUAGAAUUCAUUCAAGGAAUUCACAUGCUCCCUCUCCUCCCCAACUCCGCCUACACACGAACCCCGCAAUUCGUGGCCGAGGAGUGGGAAGCCAUGUUCGCGCCGAAUGCCUCCACCCCUGCCGACAAGGUCAAGGGAGGCUGGAAGGGCGUCCUGUUCGCUAAUUUGGCCCUUGUCAACCCCAAGGCAUCAUGGAGCUUCUUCGCCCAGCACCACUUUGACUACAGCUGGAUUGACGGCGGUGCCACACGUACAUGGUACCUAGCCUAUGCUGCUGCCCUUGGCGGUCUGUAG
Molecule: messenger RNA, 2994 nt
Organism: Penicillium cosmopolitanum
Lineage: Eukaryota; Fungi; Ascomycota; Eurotiomycetes; Eurotiales; Aspergillaceae
Product: glucan endo-1,3-beta-D-glucosidase
Exons: 4
Coding region: 1-2994 (997 amino acids)
Cellular component (GO): cell surface
Molecular function (GO): glucan endo-1,3-beta-D-glucosidase activity; endo-1,3(4)-beta-glucanase activity
Source: RefSeq, a predicted model, not a curated record